AAGCGCGAGAGGCAGCAUGUGCGUUGGGACAAUACAGUCCUUCCGCAGCUCAUAGCUGUGUACAUUCAGUGGGAGCGUUUGCGUUAUUCCGGAUCGGGGGUCACACCUAGAGCGGAUCCUUGCGAUUGUGGGGGCAGCCACCUGGCACUCAAAGUUGUUUGUUUGCGGUUUGACCGCAAAGAGGAGGUCUUGCUUAUUGUUUGCAGUACCCGCCCUGCUCCCGUCCAGCUUGUUGAGCUUGGGAUGUUCCCAUGUGCUCCAUAUCGCCCUUCACUGGCCGUAAGCAUCGAUAUGUUGGAAUGGGUCUCACUUUUCUUCAAGUUUACCGCCCCAAAUAACCGGGCAUGGGCAGCUACCAUGCAAACCAUACUUCAAAAUCGCGGGUUUCAUUUUGAUGCCAAGGACUCUCUUCGUAGACGUUUCGCGAAUGCCCUGAAAUAUUACCAGAGUCUCGUUUCGUUAGUCCAAGCGGAGCUU
This is a messenger RNA of Cantharellus anzutake, 477 nucleotides long. RefSeq lists its product as uncharacterized. The record is from RefSeq and is a predicted model, not a curated record. The transcript has a single exon. Lineage: Eukaryota; Fungi; Basidiomycota; Agaricomycetes; Cantharellales; Hydnaceae. The annotation marks the transcript as partial.